UUAUAUCAAAUCAACGAAUACACAAGUGUCAAGUCCUAGGCCACUACGUCUCUCAUUGUUCCAUCAUAAGCCAGACCAAAAGUCACGUCACCCAAUACGUACCUAAUUCGCGCGCGUCAACGAGUGUUAAAAAUGGAUUCCGAAACUGAAAUAAGUGACACUGAUUAUGACAACACAGUGCCAUUGGAAAUUAUCGAAGCGGCAAAAAUUGUGGCUUUAAAUUUACUACCGGACGCAUCUCGGAGGAAAUAUACUAAAAUGUAUAAUGUCUUUAAAAAGUGGCGUGCUUCUAAAAAAACCAAAUCAUUUUCGGAAGAUGUUCUUCUGGUUUAUUUUGCUGAACUUGCACAAAAUCUCGCAUCACCAACUCUAUGGUCACACUAUUCAAUGUUAUAAGCUACGAUGAAAGCGUACGAUAAUAUUGACAUUAGCAAAUACCACAAAUUGAUCGCUUACUUGAAGAAAAAAAAUGCUGGAUACAAAUCCAAGAAAGCUAAGGUUUUCACGUCAACUGAUAUCUCCAAAUUCUGCAAUGAUGCUCCAGAUAAUCAAUGGCUAAUAACGAAGGUAGCUCUUGUCAUUGGAAUUUCCGGUGCGUGUAGACGUGAGGAGUUGUCUGCCAUGACAGUAAAGGAUAUAGAGGAUCACAAUACGUUCCUUUUUAUUCGUGUACCAAAGACAAAAACUAAAAUCGAACGAUCUUUUACGGUUCUUGGGAAGUUCUACAAUAUAUGUAAAACAUACAUGCAAAAACGACCAGCUGAUACCAAGACCGGUCGAUUCUUUUUGUGCUUUAGAAAUGGAAAAUGUAAUCAACAACCAAUCGGCAUUAAUACACUCGGAAGUAUACCUAAACAGGUAGCAACAUUUUCAAAUUUGCCCGAUCCUGAACUUUACACUGGUCACAGUUUCCGGCGGACAUCUGCGACACUACUUGUUGAUGCUGGAGCCGAUAUUACGACACUUAAACGGCACGGGGGCUGGAAAUCUAAUGCAAUUGCGGAAGGUUAUAUUGAAAAUUCUCUGACGAACAAAAAGAAAAUCGGUCAACAGAUAAUAAGCUCUAUUGCUCCGCACUCAGCAUCUCUAC
Cephus cinctus (wheat stem sawfly) is the source of this 1090-nucleotide messenger RNA. RefSeq lists its product as uncharacterized. Gene Ontology annotation, molecular function: DNA binding. Gene Ontology annotation, biological process: DNA integration; DNA recombination. Lineage: Eukaryota; Metazoa; Arthropoda; Insecta; Hymenoptera; Cephidae. The record is from RefSeq and is a predicted model, not a curated record.